Molecule: messenger RNA, 1133 nt
Organism: Drosophila yakuba
Lineage: Eukaryota; Metazoa; Arthropoda; Insecta; Diptera; Drosophilidae
Product: serine protease snake
Exons: 4
Coding region: 83-1033 (316 amino acids)
Biological process (GO): proteolysis
Molecular function (GO): serine-type endopeptidase activity
Source: RefSeq, a predicted model, not a curated record
AUUCCGCAGCUAAUUGAUCGGUCACUAAUUGGGAGCCAAACCCGUUCGGAUCGCACAGUCGAUCACCGAUCGCCACCUGAAGAUGAAGAUGUGGAGGCUGCUCUUCCAGCUGAUCGUUACGCUGGCAUGUGUUUUUGGCCAGCAGCCGGAUAUGGAUAUUGUCGGAUCUUGCACGAGAUACAAAAAGAGCGUUUUUGAGGAAAGAAUCGAAUUCGGAUUCCUGUUCCCCGGUGCUUCGAUUGAGAGCCGGAUCUUAGACAACUGCAGGAGUUACACGCCGCUCAUCGUCGGUGGUCAACCGGCCCAGCCCAGGGAAUUUCCGCACAUGGCCCGCUUGGGGCGUCGCCAAGAUCCCAGCAGCCUUUCCGACUGGUUUUGUGGUGGCGUUCUGAUCAGCGAACGGUUCGUCUUAACCGCAGCACACUGCUUGGAAUCGGAAAAGGGAGAGGUGAAUGUCGUGCGAUUGGGCGAACUUGAUUUUGAUUCGUUCGAUGAGGAUGCGGCGCCCAGAGACUAUAUGGUUGCUGGCUAUAAGACGCAUCCGGGCUAUGAAGAUCCGGAGUUCUAUCAUGAUAUAGGACUUGUCAAGCUGACGGAGGCCGUGCUCUUUGACCUGUAUAAGCACCCGGCCUGCCUGCCGUUCCAGGACGAAAGCUUCUCCGACUCCUUCAUAGCCGUUGGCUGGGGAAGCACUGGCCUGGCCCAGAAGCCAUCCGCCCAGCUGCUGAGGGUGAUGUUGCAGCGCUACGGAUAUGGGGUGUGCAAGAAACUCCUUACCCGGCAGCUGGAGGAGUUCCCUCGAGGAUUCGAUGCAAAUAACCAACUCUGUGUGGGUUCCGAGAUGGCUCAGGACACCUGUAACGGCGACUCGGGAGGACCGUUGCUCAUGUACCAUCGGGAAUAUCCUUGCAUGUACGUGGUUGUGGGAAUCACGUCGGCCGGAUUGUCCUGUGGGUCUCCAGGAAUACCCGGAAUCUACACACGCGUCUAUCCUUAUUUAGACUGGAUAACCCGAACGUUGGCCACAUUUUAAAUUGUAGUUUAUGAGAAGCUGUAGAAUGAAUGAAUGAAUUUUUUACUAAUUUGUGAAAAAACUUUUUUUUAAUUACACGGCAACUACAGUUAUUUGAAAA